Molecule: messenger RNA, 522 nt
Organism: Strongylus vulgaris
Lineage: Eukaryota; Metazoa; Nematoda; Chromadorea; Rhabditida; Strongylidae
Source: the annotation of a GenBank genome assembly
CAAGCACAGUGUAUCCCUAUAUGUCAACCUGCCUGUGAACCUCAAUGUAUACAAACACAAUCUCUUGUUCAAGCUUCACCAGCUAUAGCCGUAGGAGCUUCCCCACUUGUAUGUAUGCCAGCCUGCCGACCAGCCUGUGAACCCUCAUGUAUUCAGAACGUUCUCCAACUGAUUCAAACCUCAAUCCCAGAAAGCAAACAAUGUAUUCUUAUCUGUAUGCCUCUAUGCGCUCAGGAGUGCAUUCAAGCAUAUACGCCUACAGCCUCAACCCCUGCACCUCAACCCUCUUCAGCUGUGCCAGGUUUUUUGCCAACCACAGCACAACCACAGCCAUUGUCAUCGUCCACACCUCCACAACAACCCCAAUGUAUCCCUGUUUGUCAACCCUCUUGUGAACCUUCAUGCAUCAUGCAACAGAAUCAGAAUACAGUACAGGUAGGUCUGCUUAAUUCUUUCCUGCCCUUCCUUGCACUAUUCAUCAAAUUAGACCAUUUAACCUACCCUAUCCUUAAAGAGAAAUAA